Messenger RNA from Anisakis simplex (herring worm), 1182 nucleotides. The record is from the annotation of a GenBank genome assembly. NCBI's taxonomy places the organism in Eukaryota, Metazoa, Nematoda, Chromadorea, Rhabditida, Anisakidae.
AUGUCGUCCAUUGAAUCGGGAGUGGAGAGAGCGUUCGAUUGGUGUAUGGAUGGUCUCAGUACGGCUUCUCAGUACUUUGCAUACUGCAAGCGCGUUCAUACAAUCGUUCAGGUUGGCGCAGUAUAUCACCGUUACUGUUAUUUAAGGCUGCGAGAAGUUUGUCGUGUUCUGCAAGAAACACAACAAAGGGUGAUCGAUCAGAAGAAUGAACUGGAUGGUCUUCUUCAUACCGAUCAGCAAUAUCGAGAUUCUGUAUGCCGUUCUGCUGUUUGGAAUCUGCUAAUAGAAUAUCUGCUAAUCUGCAACUGCUGUUCUCUAAAUGUUUCAGCGUUGCAAUCUCAAAAAAUUUUACUUCGGUCGUUAGAGAAACGUAUUGAGUAUGCCAGAUGUCGCAUCAUGACCAUCAGCAUGAAACUUUCUCGGGUUAACGAUGAUAAACGCAUCCGAGAAAGAGACUACGAGAAACGUGCCGACGAAGUAAGUGAAAUGGAAAAAGAUAUAGAGAAGCGCACAGAAGCACUUUCAAUCCAGAGGCAAGCAAUUAGUUACACAGUAUCGCAGUUGGUGCUGCGGCAGCGUAAGAUGCUAAAUGAUAUAAUGAAUAUUUAUCUGAUUGACGUUAAUGGAAACCCGCAAAAUCGUUUGUUGCCAUUACCGUGUAUAUGCAGCACAGCAGUUACUAUUGCAGGUCAUCCAGAUACCGAGGUAUCAUCAGCAUUGGGUUACGUCGUCCAUGUUCUAAUAUUAAUAUCGCAAAUACUCAAUAUACCUCUAAAGUUCCCUGUCAGUUUUGCCGCAUCGCGAUCAACCAUUAUGCAUCCUCUCAGUGCCGCUAUAUAUCCACUAUAUUCACUGUCGAAGAAUCGUGAUAAAUUAGAAGAAGCCAUUCAACAUUUGAAUGGAAAUAUCAAUCAACUGAGGAGUGAUUUUGGUCUGGUGACGAAUAAUCGUGAAAAGACACUGAACAAUCUACACGAUCUGUUAUUGCAUCUCUCCAUAUCCGACUGUGGUAUUAUUCUACCGAAUGAAUCUUUAAUAAUUCCAUCAUUCUCAGUGCCGCAUGUCAAAUCAGCCGAAUUAGUUUUUAAAUCGAUGACACAACGUGUGAAGCGAGAAUCGAACAACAGACGAGUGCUAUCGUUAACUAAUCACAUCGACAUUCCAACCAAAUAUCCAAAGUAA